AUGGUCAGACAGGUCGCCUUUCGCGCGAGCGAAGAAGAAGACGGAGACGAGAUGCUACCACCACCGGAAAGUCGGCGCCCCGUGAACCCGUACCUUCGAGUACACUGGCGGCCUUCCAUCAACGCUCUGCUUGCCAGCUGGAACGUGCUGCGUCGGCUGCCUGCGAUCUCUCCAGGUCAUGAGGAGCCUACACAAAUAACGUCGUCAGGCUAUCUCCUGUUUCCAGAUGAGCUCCACCACAUGGUCGGAGAGUAUCUCGAUCCUGCCGACAGGAGAUGCCUGGUGCAGACCUGCACAGAACUCAGAAAUGCAGAACUCAGAAAUGCUAGCCGUAUCAGCGAGAAGAGCAUGUUUGGAAGGCCCCUAGACCCAAUCUCCUCUCACAAACUUCGCAGGCGCCUGGAUCGAGAUGACUUCCCCAUGCUUUGCUCGCUCGAGCUGACGGAUCAUCCGGACGAAAACAUGCUCGCUUGCAACUUCUGCCUAUCUCUCCAUCACCGCCGGCGCUUCUCUCGCGACCAAAGAAACGCGCUUCCGUGGGAGGGGGACUGUCUGGCCAGCACACCGAAGCACCUGAUCUGUGGCAAGUACCAUGCCUCUGCUUACGAACUACGGGCUAUCCUCGACGGACUCAUCUCUCCCGAAACCAACCUCGCCGCUCCAAGUGUGCAGAUACAUCACACUCCACAACAAGAGCGCGACGCGGCUUUUCUCACGGAGAGCCCCGGAACCGCAUUUUCCAGCCUCGUAGAACCUGCAGUGCAACCUGAAGACCUAUCUCCCGGGUCCACAGCAUUCGAACUCUCGCCCGAGGGCCUCGUCUUCACACACCGGUUUUCCUCACAUAACUACAUGUUCGAGCGGCGUCGUGCGCAGCACAGGAAGCACCUCUCCACGCCUAUCUGUGCCCAUCACACCUACAGCAGCGCAAAAGAGAAACUGGACCUGGAUUGGACUAGACAGGAGCCCGUGAUCGCUGUGGCAAAUUGUGACAAGGAGGGAUGCCGGACCUGGUGGGAGUGGAAAGACGACCCGAAGGAAAAUUCGGACGAGGACGAAGCGGAAGCAGUGGAUGACGGCGAAGUGUACGAUUGUUUGACGGUUAAGAGGCAUGCGGGGUGGGUGGAACAGGCUUAUUUGCCGUCUCUUGAUGAAGGCACCUGGGGCGGGCUUGCGAAAGAGACGGUGGAGAAGAGGGAGUAG
Molecule: messenger RNA, 1203 nt
Organism: Saxophila tyrrhenica
Lineage: Eukaryota; Fungi; Ascomycota; Dothideomycetes; Mycosphaerellales; Extremaceae
Exons: 2
Coding region: 1-1203 (400 amino acids)
Source: RefSeq, a predicted model, not a curated record